AUGGCGGAUGCUGCGAAUGCUGCUACUUUGGAGCAGGCAAAUGCUGUUCAGGACGCUGUCGUUCAACCUGUGGAACUCCCACCCGAUGGCGGCUUUGGCUGGGUCGUGGCAGGAGCACUGAGUCUCAUCAAUUUCUUCACAUGGGGUGUGGCCGCAUCCUACGGAGUUUACAUCUCUCACUAUCUGGCUACGGACUAUUUUCCUGGAGCGACACCACUGGACUACGCCCUCAUCGGCGGACUGGAAUUCGGCGUGGCAAUGAUUAUUUCGCCACUGUGUACGGUCCUUACGCGAGAGGUUGGAAGGCUUGGUGUCAUGCUGGCUGGCACUGUGAUGUUUGCUGGGGGCUUUGUUGCUGCGUCUUUCGCCCACAAAACGUGGCAGUUGUAUUUGAGCCAGGGAGUGUUGAUUGGACUUGGACUCGGUGCGAUUUUCAUCCCCUCGAUUCAGGUCCUCCCUCAAUGGUUCCUGAAACGACGCUCUCUCGCCGGGGGAAUAGCAUCAGCAGGCUCUGGCUUCGGAGGCCUGACCUUCUCACUCGCUACCAACGCCAUGAUCGAGCAGAUUGGGCUCUCCUGGGCACUACGUAUCACUGGCAUCCUUUGCCUCGCCGGAAACCUCUGCGGAGCUCUCAUGAUCCGGGACCGUAACGCUCAAGUAAAGCCACCGCAACUCGGUUUCGCCACGCACUUGCUUCGCCGGUACGAUUGUCUCUUGCUGCUAGCAUGGGCGUUUAUCAACCUUCUCGGCUACAUGACGAUCCUCUACUCGUUAUCCAAUUAUGCCGUGCAAGUCGUAGGCCUCCCUCAAUCUCGUGCCAGCCUUAUCACAGCCGUGCUCAACCUGGGUACUGGCUUUGGACGACCAGCAAUUGGACUGAUCAGCGAUUACUUCGGGAGGAUCCAAGUUGCAGCCGUGACUACGUUCUCGUGCGCGGUAGCCGUCUUCGCAAUCUGGAUUCCAGCGACGAGCUUCGGCGUGCUCAUCUUCUUCGCGCUGAUCAGCGGUGCGAUUCUUGGAGUCUACUGGAUGUCCGUUGGUCCUCUGUGUGCUGAGGUGGCAGGCCUGGCUGAGGUGCCUUCUUUUUUGUCGUUGCAGUGGCUUACAACUGUGCUGCCGACGACGUUUGCGGAGGUCAUUGCGUUGUACUUGAGACGCCCGAGCAAGGGGCGAUGGGGAUACCUCUACCCUCAGAUAUUCGCUGGAUUGUCUUUUCUGGUGUCGUCGCUCUGCCUUUUUGAACUCUGGAGAGUCAAGAACCAACAGAAACGAAAAGAGCAGUCUCAGAUGACACAGGUUAGCAGAUAG
This is a messenger RNA of Zasmidium cellare ATCC 36951, 1308 nucleotides long. RefSeq lists its product as uncharacterized. NCBI's taxonomy places the organism in Eukaryota, Fungi, Ascomycota, Dothideomycetes, Mycosphaerellales, Mycosphaerellaceae. Gene Ontology annotation, molecular function: transmembrane transporter activity. Bases 1 to 1308 code for a protein of 435 amino acids. The transcript has 2 exons. The record is from RefSeq and is a predicted model, not a curated record. Gene Ontology annotation, biological process: transmembrane transport.